Molecule: messenger RNA, 3644 nt
Organism: Drosophila bipectinata
Lineage: Eukaryota; Metazoa; Arthropoda; Insecta; Diptera; Drosophilidae
Gene: Hex-A
Product: Hexokinase A
Biological process (GO): intracellular glucose homeostasis; glucose 6-phosphate metabolic process; carbohydrate phosphorylation
Cellular component (GO): mitochondrion; cytosol
Molecular function (GO): ATP binding; glucokinase activity; fructokinase activity
Source: RefSeq, a predicted model, not a curated record
GCAGCUCGCAGCGAGUGGAUUUAAUUCCAUAAAAAACAUUUCACGGCAACGGACGCGUGCGGACCAAGUAAAAAUAACCGGAGAGAGCGAGCACUGAGCUGAGAAAAAAAAGCGGAAGAAGGCUAAAGGCGCAAGGCAAAAUAUCUGAAAAAGAAAUAGAAAAAAAAAUAGAAACAUUCAGAAGAUAGAAAGCAGAUCAAGGCGAGAACGAAGAAAGAAGGAAAAGCGUGAAAAAAACAAAAAAAAUCGCGAGUGCAUUACUAGUUUUAUUCUAUUUAUUUUUUUUUUCCCGUGUGAGUGCAAUCCUCGAGAGGUAAAAAGGCAAGAAGCAUGGAUCGGGAGCUGAACGGCGCUAUGAGGAGUGUGUCUAUAAAUAGCAACGGUACCGCACAGCUGAACGGCCAUAGUCGCGACGAAACGGAUCGAGUGGGUGUAUCGGGGGGAGUGGCAACAGCAACUGCGACGUCGGCAGCGGCAGCGACAGCAUCACAAACAACCACAAAAUGCAGCUCAACGGCAGCGGUGAACGCAAAUGCAACAGCGGCCACAAAUGCAGCGAUAGCGUUGGAGGCGAACCGUUUUGCGGCCGCUAGCGCAUCAGAGAAAAAGAAAAUGGUGCACGAGUUAUGUCAGCAGCUGCUGCUAACGGACGAACAGGUGCAGGAGCUGUGCUAUCGCAUCCUGCACGAACUGCGCCGGGGCCUCGCCAAGGACACGCACCCGAAGGCCAAUGUCAAGUGCUUCGUUACGUAUGUACAGGAUCUGCCCAAUGGCAAUGAGCGCGGCAAGUUCCUCGCCCUCGACCUCGGCGGCACCAACUUCCGGGUGCUGUUGAUCCACCUGCAGGAGAACAACGACUUCCAGAUGGAGUCCCGCAUCUAUGCCAUACCCCAGCACAUCAUGAUCGGUUCGGGCACCCAGCUGUUCGAUCACAUAGCCGAGUGCCUGUCCAACUUUAUGGCGGAGCACAAUGUCUACCAGGAGCGUCUGCCACUGGGUUUCACCUUCUCGUUCCCGCUGCGUCAGCUGGGCCUCACCAAGGGCCUGCUGGAGACCUGGACGAAGGGCUUCAAUUGCGCCGGUGUCGUCAACGAGGAUGUGGUCCAGCUGCUGAAGGACGCCAUCGCCCGGCGCGGCGAUGUCCAGAUCGAUGUGUGCGCCAUCCUGAACGACACCACCGGCACCCUGAUGAGCUGCGCCUGGAAGAAUCACAACUGCAAGAUCGGUCUCAUUGUCGGCACCGGCGCCAAUGCCUGCUACAUGGAACGGGUCGAGGAGGCGGAGCUCUUCGAUGUCGAGGCGGACAACAAGAAGCCCCAUGUCCUGAUCAACACCGAGUGGGGCGCUUUCGGCGACAACGGUGCCCUCGACUUUGUCCGUACCGAGUUCGAUCGCGACAUCGACGUCCACAGCAUCAAUCCCGGCAAGCAGACCUUCGAGAAGAUGAUCUCCGGCAUGUACAUGGGCGAGCUGGUCCGCCUCGUUCUCGUCAAGAUGACCCAUGCGGGCAUACUGUUCAACGGCCAGGACUCGGAGGUGCUCAAUACGCGCGGCCUCUUCUUCACCAAGUACGUGAGCGAGAUCGAGGCCGACGAGCCCGGCACCUUCACCAACUGCCGGCUGGUCCUGGAGGAGCUCGGCCUGACCAACGCCACCGACGGCGAUUGCGCCAACGUUCGCUACAUUUGCGAGUGCGUCUCGAAGCGGGCCGCCCACUUGGUGUCCGCCGGCAUCGCCACUCUGAUCAACAAGAUGGACGAACCGCACGUGACCGUCGGCGUCGAUGGCAGUGUGUAUCGGUUCCAUCCCAAGUUCCACAACCUGAUGGUGGAGAAGAUCUCGAAGCUGAUCAAGCCGGGCAUCACAUUCGAUCUGAUGCUAUCGGAGGAUGGAUCUGGACGCGGUGCGGCGCUGGUGGCGGCGGUCGCCUGUCGCGAGGACAUGCUCUCGCCCAAGAAGUAGGAUCAUCUGUCGCCGUUCAAGUCCUGCGAGCGGAAGGCCAGGCGGCGGAAACCGGAGAACACCUAGUACACGGCCACGGCCACCACGGCGUAUGCGUAAUUACAGUCAGGCCUCGCUAACUCGCCAAAGCGCCCACACCAGAAAGACAAAGACAAAAACCAGCUGCCAGAUGAAGAGACCAGCCAGACCAGCCAGAUCAGCCAGACCAGCUCCAUACAUUAUCCUCACAGAACAACCUCCCCGACCAGAUGGUCCUCUUCGAGGGACUCCCAAUGCGUCGGAUCAACGUCGGGGGACAGAGAGAGAGAGAGAGACCUUUUCGGAGCUAUUGGAGAGUUAGCGAGGCCCCACUGUGUAGGUUCCUUCGUUGGCUGUCGCCAGGGGGCGCCAGCCAUGCCCACAGAAACAACGCCACCUGGCGAUGAGCUGCUUUAGUAUUUUAAUUAGGCAAAAAAAAAAAACGAAAGAGAAAACAAAGUUUUUAAAGAAAAAAAAAAAAACAUUCAGAAAGAAAAGCAAAAAAAAAAAAAUACAAAAAAGUAAUCCCACUAAGAGACAGAAGAUUUGUUGCAUUCUAUCUCUUUCUCUCCUAGUUAAAACAUAAAAAAAAAACUUAAAAAGAAUGGUAAUGCUUAAUGAUUAUAUGGAUCGAUUUUCGAUUUUUGUUAAACAUUUGUUAUGCUAUUAUAUACACCUACAUAUAUAUAUAUAAAAACAAAACCGAUAAAGUAAUAAUACACAAAAAAAAAAACCACUAUUAUAGUACAAUUUUGUGAAACGAAUUUCUUUUCGAUUUCGAUUUCGAAAUUUUGGUGACAGACCUCCCCUCCCAUCCCCCCGCCCUAGCCCUAGCCCACAGAAAGAGAAAGAGAAAUAGAGCGAGAGAGAGAGAGAGAAAUUGUUAUACUAUCGUGCUACAAGCAUUCUAGCAUAUCCUGCAGGACAACCGACAAAAUCGCACAUUGUUAAUGGAAAAAAAAGAAAAUUAUAAAAAAAUAUGAAAAUACUUGAAAAAAAAGCCGCUAAAAGGAAGAAGAGCAGGACAGACAGACCGAGCGAGAGAGAGAGAGAUAGGAAAUACUAGGCGAAGAUGAACCCUACGAGGAACCCUACGGCGCUAGAUGGUGUCCUUUCUGUAAUUGUAAAUGUUUAUAUAGAACCUAUUACGAAGCGUUAUAUGAUAAUACUUGCAUACAUAUAUAUAUUUACAUAUAUAUAUAUAUAUAUAUCUAUAUCUAUAUAUAUAUAUAUAAAAUAUGAUAUACAUUAGCCACUAUAUAUAUUACUGACUUUUUUUUUGUAAUCUACUUGCUUUGUACUGUCUUUGUUUAGUGAAUUUGUUUGUUGUUUAAAAAACUAAACAUAUAAGGAAGGCAGAAGGUGUGUGCUUUUUUUUUUUUUUUCCUCGGAUAUAGUAGACACUAUAGUAGAAUGGAUGGAUGCACUGUUGUGAGCCGAUUAUUUAUGUAAUUGUACAUUUUUUGACCUAGUUUAGUGUUUAGUUCAUAUCUUAGUUUCUAAAUGUUGUCGUGGAAGCCCGCAAUACUAUAUACCACCCCAACCACCAACCCCCCCCAUCCCUUAAUUAUAUUUAAUUAUUAUUUACCCACAACAACAACAACAACAACUAAAACAACUAUCGCCGAAGAGAAAUGCGAGAAAGCGAAAGCGAAAAGGCAAAA